GCGGUGCGGGCGCUGGGCGGGCGGGGCGGCGGUCGCGGCGCGGCCAUGAACGCCGAGCGGGACCUGUCGCCGCUGGCGCCCGGCGUGGUGCGGGCCCUGAACGACAAGCUGUACGAGAAGAGGAAGGUGGCAGCCUUGGAGAUCGAGAAGCUGGUGAGAGAGUUUGUGGCUCAGAACAACACCUCCCAGAUCAAGCAUGUCAUCCAGAUCCUGUCCCAGGAGUUUGCCCUGUCCCAGCACCCCCACAGCCGCAAGGGGGGACUCAUCGGCCUGGCCGCUUGUUCCAUCGCCCUGGGCAAGGACUCUGGGCUCUACCUGAAGGAGCUGAUCGAGCCCGUCCUGACGUGCUUCAACGAUGCCGACAGCCGCUUGCGCUACUACGCUUGUGAGGCCCUCUACAACAUCGUCAAGGUGGCCAGGGGCUCUGUCCUCCCACACUUCAACGUGCUCUUUGAUGGCCUCAGCAAGUUGGCUGCUGAUCCUGACCCCAAUGUCAAAAGUGGUUCUGAGCUCCUCGAUCGGCUUCUCAAGGACAUUGUGACAGAGAGCAACCAGUUUGACCUGGUGGGCUUCAUCCCGCUGCUGCGCGAGAGGAUUUACUCCAACAACCAGUACGCCCGCCAGUUCAUCAUCUCCUGGAUCCUGGUCUUAGAGUCUGUGCCUGACAUCAACCUCUUGGAUUACCUGCCAGAAAUCCUGGAUGGGCUCUUCCAGAUCCUGGGAGACAACAGCAAGGAGAUAAGGAAAAUGUGUGAGGUGGCUCUCGGGGAGUUCCUCAAGGAGAUCAAGAAGAACCCCUCCAGUGUCAAGUUUGCAGAGAUGGCCAAUAUCCUGGUGAUCCACUGCCAGGCAGCAGAUGACCUGAUCCAGCUGACAGCCAUGUGCUGGAUGAGGGAGUUCAUCCAGCUGGCUGGCAGGGUGAUGCUGCCUUACUCCUCCGGGAUCCUCACCGCUGUCCUGCCCUGCCUCUCCUACGACGACCGCAAGAAGAAUAUCAAGGAGGUGGCAAACGUGUGCAACCAGAGCCUGAUGAAGCUGGUCAUCCCAGAGGAUGAUGAAAUGGAUGAGGCCAAGCAGUUGCUGACCCUGCCAGCAGAACCCACCUCAGAGGAAUCCCUCUCCAAACCAGAGGCAGCGUCCAGCGGUUCCCUGGAUGCAUCUGGUGACUCCAACCUGAGCAACAACAGCGUCCUCACCAUGACCAGCUCUGAGAGGAUCCAGGUGACCCUGAACCUGGAUGGGAUAGUUCAGGUGCUGGAUUGUCACCUCCACGACACGUCCAUUGGGAUGAUGACCAGAAUUGCAGUCCUGAAGUGGCUCUACCACCUCUACAUCAAGACUCCUCGUAAGAUGUUCCGACACACCGACAGCCUCUUCCCCAUCCUGCUGAGGACCCUCUCGGAUGAGUCGGAUGAGGUUAUCCUGAAGGACCUGGAGGUGCUGGCUGAGAUUGCUUCUUCCCCAGCAGGACAGACAGAAGAUCAUGGUCCCUCUGAUGGCUCCGAGGUGCGACCUGGCCCCGUGGAGCUUCAUGUCCCAGCCAGGACUGGCCAGCUGAGCUCCUCUGGUCCAAAAGGCUUGGAGUGCUCACCCUCCACCCCCACCAUGAACUCCUACUUCUACAAGUUCAUGAUCAACCUGCUCAAGCGCUUCAGCAGCGAACGGAAACUCCUGGAGACCAGAGGAGCCUUCAUCAUCAGGCAGCUUUGUCUGCUUCUGAACGCCGAGAACAUCUUCCACUCCAUGGCAGACAUCCUGCUUCGGGAGGAGGACCUCAAGUUCGCCUCUACCAUGGUUCACACCCUGAACACCAUCCUGCUGACCUCCUCUGAGCUCUUCCAGCUGAGGAACCAGCUGAAGGACCUGAAGACCCCGGAAAGCCGGAACCUCUUCUGCUGCCUCUACCGCUCCUGGUGUCACAACCCGGUGACAACCGUGUCCCUCUGCUUCCUCACCCAGAACUACAAACACGCCUAUGACCUCAUCCAGAAAUUCGGGGACCUGGAGGUCACCGUGGAUUUCCUCACCGAGGUGGACAAGCUGGUGCAGCUCAUCGAGUGCCCCAUCUUCACCUACCUCCGCCUGCAGCUGCUGGAUGUGAAGAACAACCCCUACCUGAUCAAGGCUCUCUACGGGCUCCUGAUGCUGCUGCCCCAGAGCAGCGCCUUCCAGCUCCUCUCCCACCGCCUCCAGUGCGUCCCCAACCCCGAGCUCCUACAGGCUGCGGACAGCACCAAACCCAGCACCAGCUUCAAGAGGACGUCAGCCCCCAACAUCGACUACACGGAGCUGCUGCAGCACUUUGAGAAGGUCCAAAACAAGCACCUGGAAGCCCGACACCAGCGAGCAGGGCGGGCAGAGCAGCUGGACAGGAGGGUGGUCCUCUGAGCAGCCCCCCCGUGGUGGCAGCCAUGGGUGUGCAUGGUUGCUGGGGCAGGGACCAGGGGACUGGGACACCGGUUGCUGGUCACCGGAGGGACGUGGUGGGUUUAAUGGCAGAGGGGAGGAGGGUGAGGGGCUGGUUUUCCUCCCUGCUGCGUGGGUGGUGGGGGGACCUUCUGAUGUGGAUGUGAGGGACCUUCUACCCUGGAUGUGGGGAACCUUCUGCCAUGGAUAUGGGGAACCUGCUGUGGAUGUUGAGGAGCCUUCUGCCAUGGAUGUGAGGAGCCUUUUGCCAUGGGUGUGAGGAGCCUUCUGCCAUGGGUGUGGGGAGUCUUCUGCCAUGGAUGAGGGGAACCUUCUGCUGUGAAUGUGGGGAACUGUCUGCCAUGGUUGUGUGGAACCUUCUGCCGUGGAUGCAGGGAAGGGUUGGAAGAGGAAAGGGGCUGGGGGGGGGGAGGCACCUCAUCUUCUCUUGCAACAGGACAAGGAAACUCCCCCUUGCUUAAUGCCUUCCCCGUGACUGUCAGCUGAGCUCAGCCUCCUGCCAGCCAGACCAGAGGGGAUGGGAAGACAGGAGCAGGCCCUGGCCUCCCACCCUGGCACACAAGCUCAGGGGGUCACUGGCCACCCCUGGGCCACCCUGGCUCCCACCCACAGGCUGCUGGCAGCAUCUCACCCAGGGAUUCCCACUCCUCUGCGUGGUGCUGGGUUUCCCCCCACACACACCCCCUCCCCAGCUCUUGGCAUGGAUGGUGGCACAGCCUGAACUCCCAACUAGCACCCAGGGCAGCGGGGGGGUGGUGGGGACCCCCUUGACACCCAGUCCUGGACUUGACUCUUUGUUCCUACCUUAAACUCCCCAUCAUCAAAUAAAUGCAGAGCAAACCA
Apus apus (common swift) is the source of this 3270-nucleotide messenger RNA. It is a transcript of the gene VAC14, whose product is annotated as VAC14 component of PIKFYVE complex. The record is from RefSeq and is a predicted model, not a curated record. Bases 46 to 2388 code for a protein of 780 amino acids. Lineage: Eukaryota; Metazoa; Chordata; Aves; Apodiformes; Apodidae. Gene Ontology annotation, cellular component: endosome membrane; PAS complex. Gene Ontology annotation, biological process: phosphatidylinositol biosynthetic process; positive regulation of kinase activity. The transcript has 19 exons.